AUGAAUGUACAACAAAUGGUUUCCUAUUGUUCCACGGGUAUAAUCAUUUUUGGAGCAGUAAUGAAUAUUAUCUUUAUCUAUGUGAUAAGGAACGGAACAAGGACCUGUGUUGGUCGAGUCUACAAAAAUAUCAUGACAUGUUUCGCAGUGUGCAAUAUCGGCUUUAUAAUAAUGGAAUUCAUUGCCAAGCCUGGUAUCCACAUAUACGGCACAUCUAUAGCGGUAGUCAGCAAUGGUAUCUUUCAACGAGUGAAACCAUGGGGUUUUCUUUCGCUCUGUGUAUUUCUAGGAAUGUAUGGUGUCACAACCGCCCUUCUAGCGUUUCAUUUUGUCUACAGAUAUAUCGUCGUUUGCAAGUCAGUAUUUUGUUUGGCUACUACUCCUAAGAAAUUUUGUCGGCUGCAUAAAAUAAGCGAACAGAUAAAGCCACAUUUGCUUCGUGUAUUUCAUGAACCAGUCUGCAUCGUUACCGUGACUGUAUGUGUUCUUUCUUGGGGUUCUGCAUAUGGCAUCAUAACGUUCUAUUGCUUUGCCUCCAGCGACAACUACUACAAUUAUGCAAAUGCGUCUAUUUAUGCAAAAUUCGGAGUGGAUGCCAACAGACUGUCCUACUUCUGCGUCUUUACCCAUGAAGUGAAAAGAAGAUGUUACAAUAAU
Ostertagia ostertagi is the source of this 657-nucleotide messenger RNA. Lineage: Eukaryota; Metazoa; Nematoda; Chromadorea; Rhabditida; Trichostrongylidae. The record is from the annotation of a GenBank genome assembly.